Molecule: messenger RNA, 5349 nt
Organism: Branchiostoma floridae (Florida lancelet)
Lineage: Eukaryota; Metazoa; Chordata; Leptocardii; Amphioxiformes; Branchiostomatidae
Product: mucin-17-like
Exons: 14
Coding region: 362-4792 (1476 amino acids)
Biological process (GO): actin filament bundle assembly; actin crosslink formation; positive regulation of actin filament polymerization
Cellular component (GO): cytosol; nucleoplasm
Molecular function (GO): protein binding
Source: RefSeq, a predicted model, not a curated record
AAUUACACACCUGUCCGCGGUACUUUAUCUAAAUUUGAAGGUAAACACAGUCGGCUAACUCAAGCGGAACAGAGGCGUUGCCUGUCGCCAGAGGUACGCACAGCCAACCCAGUAGCGCUCAGUCAACAGGUACAAACUACACUUAACCCGGGAUAGGUCGCGUUAAUAUUCAACCCACCUGUAAACGGGUAAAGUAAAGAUGGCGGCGGGGACGGAAGGCAACUUCGAAGUCCCCUAAAGAAGUACAGUUUGUCCGUUCUAAAGAAGCCUUCAAGUGUGUGUUACCAUCUUGCCAUCGUGUGGACAGACAGAUAUCUUUUGUUGGACAUUAACAGGACAAGUUCUCUCGCUAGAAAGGACGAUGUGGCGCGGACGACAUUGUGGAGUUUGCUCGUGGACUGCCGUACUGCUGUUGUACACGGUAUCUGUUCAUGUCCAAGAUGUCCAGUCGCAGUCUACAGCUAUAGGCUUGCCAGUCACUCCCUCGCCAUCAACACCCAACCCGCCAACCGCUUCUACUGUCUCCGAUGUACCAUCUACUGUGACGAAUGGCUCUUCAUCAACUGUGGUACUCGUAACCUCUGGCUUUGCAGAGACGACACCAGACAGAACUACGGCCACCCCGCACAUCCCAACUACCACUCCCGAAUCACCAACGCCUGCCCCGACUACAAACCCACAAUUGAUAACUACAAGCCAUGGCUUACCAACUACAAGACCACAAAUUACAACCACUACCGCACAAACUACAACCCCGCAGAUUACAACAACAGACGCAGCAACCACUACACCACAACGUACAGCCACUGAUGCACAAACUGCAAUACCACAACGUACAACCACUGACUUUCCAACUACAACGCCACAGCCUUCAACCACUCCCGAAUUACCAACACCUGUCCCGACUACAAGUCCUGGAUUACCAACUAUACCACCACAAAUUGUAACCACCGAUGUACCGACUAUAACACCACAAAUCACAACCACCGAUGAACCAACCAUAACACCACAACUUACAACCACUGACCUACCAACUACAAUAACGCAACAUACAACAACGAAUAUACCUAUCACAACACCACAAAUUACAACCACUAACUUUACAACUACAACGCCACAGCCUACAACCACGGAUGUGCCAACUAUAACACCACAAAUCACAACCGCUGCUAUACCAACUACAAUACCACAACUUACGACCACUGAUGCGCCAACUACUACAACACCACAGCUUGCAACCACCGAUGCACCAACUACAAUGCCACAACUUACAACCACCAAUGAAUCAACUACAACACCACAAAUUACAACCACUGACCUACCAACUACAAUGCCACAGCCUACUUACACUGAUGUACCAGCUACAACACCACAACCUACAACCACGGGUGCACUAACUACAGAGACACAGAUCACAACCACUGACUUGCCAACUACAACACCACAACUUACAACCACCGAUUCUCCAACAACACCACAACUUACAACCACUUAUUUACCAACCAUAGCGCCCCAAAUUACAACCACGGUCUUACAAACUACAACACCACAAACUACAACCACUAAUGCGCUUGUUCAAACACCACAAAUUGCAACCACUGGCGUCUUGACCAUAACGCCACAGAUCACAACCGACGUUUCAACGACUACUCUUGAAAUAACUACACCAGUCCCAUCAGCCAGCACGACUACAACAACCCCACUAAUCAUAGCUGUAAGUCCUAACGUCCCAGAACCAACAACCAACAAUCCAACCGUCCAAAUCACCACCCCAGUACCACCAACCACUACCCCAGCUACAACCCCAGAAAGAACUACCACUGCCCCAACUACAACACCCGAAGCGCCAACAACCACCCCAGAUAUUCCUACCACAGGCCCACCAUUGAUAACGACAACCCAAGAAGUAACAACGCCAACCCUACCGGUACCUACUACAACUCCAGAACUGCCGACUACUACUCCAUAUAGCCCGACUACAAUCCCGCAAAUUGUAACAACCACCCCUGACUUACCAACAACGCCACAAAUAACAACUACAACCACUGAUUUUCCAACUACAACUACAGAAAUUACAACCCCUAUCCCACCAAUACCAACGACCACCCCAGAAUUACCAACCACUGUUCCUUUCCCUACUACGACCCCUGAAGUCACAACUACAACAACGGAUUUUUCAACUACAGCCCCAGAAAUAACGACCCCCAUCCCAGUUAUCCCAACCACCACUCCCGAACCACCAACAACUACAACUCAACAAAUCAUAACGACGUCAACUGACUUGCCAACUACCAAUGCCCCCAUCCCAACUACAGCCCCCAAAGCUCCAACCACAGGCCCAGAAAGCCCUAUCACUUCUCCACCAAUUGCAAGCUCAGUGGGCCCGGUGGUCGUUGUCUCCCCAGUGGAAAACACGGAUGUGACAACGCCAGGACUCGGCACUGACACCACCACAGCAGCACCACAGGAUGUGGACCUGUGGAUGCCCAUUGUGGCUGGGGUGGGGGCGUCCAUGGUGGUGCUCAUCAUCGUCAUCAUCAUCAUCGCUUGUGUUACGUGCUGUAACAGACCUGUACAGUUGGAUGAGAAGUACCUGACUGAUGAGGAAGAGAUGCUGCCUCUGGGACAGACCAACGGCACCCCGGGCCGGGCUCCGAGGGAAAAACUGUUAGACCGUCCGGACAGGAACUCAGUGCCCAGGAAGAAAACAGGCACAAAACCAAAGAACGCGGAAAGGUACCGAGUGAAGGAGUCCUACAGGUCCGAGGCUGAGGACCAGAUCUCCCUGGUGAAGGGUGAGGAAGUGGAGGUCAUCAACAAACCCACAGAUGACUGGUGGUUCGGCCGGAGUCAGCAGAAGAUCGGCUGGUUUCCUACCAAGCAUCUACAGGUCGCAGGUACGGAAAACCCCAGUUUUGUGCAUGACGAGGAGUCAUCUCUACCGGACCCUCCCCCUUCUCUACAAACCACGUUCCUGCCAAACGGCACUGCUGGCUCCGAUGCCACACUGCCCAUUCGGGCCACAGGAGAAACUAGCGAUGAUGUACAGCGUAGGGCGUCCCUGAGCAACCUGUCCCUCCCUCCCCCUCCUCCCGAACUUCUCGCACACGAGGAUGAGACGACGCCUCCUGCACGGAGUGUGGACAACAUCAGCAUCGGAUCCGUGUCCACGUCAGCCUCCCUCAGGAACAUGCCGGAUAUCUCAGAGAACACGCAGACGACCCCGCCGAACGGACGCAGCGACAGCCCCGUGUCACUCGCGUCUACCGCCCAGGAGUCAGUGUCGUCGUCCCGCCCGCCAUCUCGCGCCAGCAGUCAUGUAUCCAGGACACCGUCUACCCUGGGUUCCCCCAACAUCCCCUGGAUGGGCAGCGUGGGCCGUUCGCACGUGCGGACCCACCCGCACGCCAAGGCGGUGCUGAGGACCGGGCAGCCCGACACCGCGGAGGAGAGCCGCAUGCACCUCAUCAUGAACACCAACCUGCCUGACAGGGAGGCCUCCAUGCGAAGCAACAGGAGCGGAAGGAGCUCGGAAGACAGAACGGGGCGUGACAGGAAGCUGUCCAUGGCGCUGAGGCUGAGCGAACCCGAGUCCGCCCUGGAGCUGGACCUGCCGCCACCGCCCCCAGAGUUUGACUCUCCCAAGGCCUCCGAUCCCUCGCCGCACACAGAACGCUACAUCGCGGUGUACGGGUACAGGGCCACCGACGAGAACCAGUUGAAUCUUGAAGAAGACGACGUCAUAACGGUGAUAGAGCGGGAUCCUCUGGGCUGGGCCCGGGGAAUCUGUCUGCAGACGGGGAAGGAAGGCUGGUUCCCAGAGAGCUAUGUCAAAAGGCUCGGGGAAGAUACAAAGCCCACCAGACCCCUCGGCCCGCCCCAGCGCCCAGCGCCGAAACCACCGACCGAUAAAACCAAGAGAGCCGAGGCCCCGGACCAGUCCGUGCAGUCCGGACAGGACACCCUGUCCCGCCCGAGGGAGCUCCGUCCGCGCCCUUCCGUCCGGAAAUCACUCAUGAACAAACAGCCCAGCGCCAAGGGCCCGUCGGAGGUGUUCUACUCACCGAGCGACGCUGACGACGGCCCCGGCAGACCGACGGUAGCCGUACGGCCAAGCUCUCACGAGCAACCCGCACCACGGCACCAGAACAGAGGCACAUUUGGCGCUCCUCCACCGAUCCAGAGUGAAAAGUCACCGACCUAUUCCACAAGCGAGAGGAAACCAUCUAUGCGUGGCUCAGUGCAAGGAUCUGUUCAGGAUACCGGUCCGAGUACGGUACCGGUCAAACCUCCCCGCCAGCCCUCCCAGCGGCACUCCGUCGCCAUCUCGCCCAAGCCGCCCACCAUCGUCAGAUCCCCCUCCAGGAGAGUCAGUAUGCCGAUCAACUUCGACAUGCUGGAGGAGUCCAGCAUAGACGAUACUCCCAGUCAAGUGUCAAACAAGUCCAGACGGCCGCCCAACCUGAGCCUCGGUAGCUUCCCACCACAGACCCAACAGGAGGUCGGCUCCACGGGCUCGCUGUCAAGAUCCCGGCCGUCAAGAAGCAGCGUGACGGCGGCUCCGGACAUCAUGAAAACGCUGGAAGAACUGGAUCUACAGGACACCCAGCUGAGAACAGCGAUAGAAACCUUCACCAUGAGGGGCCCUGGAUAUCUCAACUUCAACAAGGGUGACGUCAUCCUGGAGCUGGAGGAAAGUGACAUCCCAGGCUGGAGCUAUGGGGAACUACAGGACGGUACCAGGGGAAUCUUCCCUGUGAGCUCUACAGAGAAUGCUGCAACAUUUGUGUAAAUGUUAACUAGUAAAGGAAGCCAGCACUAUUUUAGACUGCGACAUGGAACAUAACCAUCGUUGUGGCUAUCUUAAAUGAUUUCUGUAACAACGGACACUUGUGACGUUGCCAAAUCGUCACAGUUCAGGACGCUUUACUGGUCAAGAGCAACACAAUCAUCAAUCAUUUGUGGACGAAGCACAGUAGCUCAUUUUUAUCAAUACUUGUAAACUCUAAUUUCUUAGAGGAAUUACUAGUAUACGAAUCAUGGAUAAAACUAUAAAGGUGCAAUAACAGUUGAAUUUUUAACAAUUUAUCACCAAGAAUGUGACAUAUCGCUGUAGAUUCUGCAGGUCAGAAUGGUUAAGGGUUUUAGUUCAUCUGUAAAGCACGUUGCUACCAAUGAUAUUGUGUUAAGAACGAUUCAAUAUAACACUUGCAUGGACUUGGACUCAUGGAGUAGAUGUAGCCACAGCGCCACCUAGCGGGGUUUACGUACACUGCAGUACCGUGAGAUUUUGGAAUCCUUCUCUUGAUGCAGUUAUAGCGUCACCAAUAAAGUUUUAUGUACACUGCA